This is a messenger RNA of Nycticebus coucang (slow loris), 884 nucleotides long. Its product is annotated as nucleoplasmin-3-like. NCBI's taxonomy places the organism in Eukaryota, Metazoa, Chordata, Mammalia, Primates, Lorisidae. Gene Ontology annotation, cellular component: nucleoplasm; cytoplasm; nucleolus. The transcript has a single exon. Gene Ontology annotation, molecular function: RNA binding; histone binding; chromatin binding. Bases 4 to 516 code for a protein of 170 amino acids. The record is from RefSeq and is a predicted model, not a curated record. Gene Ontology annotation, biological process: chromatin remodeling.
AGCAUGGCCGUCGGUACUGCUGCCGCCUUAGCGUUUUUCAGUCAGGAAAGCCGAGUCCGAGCCGAGGGCGUCGGGGGUCUGCGGGUCCCGGCCCCAGUCACUAUGGACAGUUUUUUCUUCGGCUGUGAGCUUUCCGGCCAUACCCGCUCUUUCACCUUCAAAGUAGAGGAUGAUGAUGCGGAGCACGUGCUGGUAUUGACCAUGCUCUGCCUCACUGAGGGGGCCAAAGACGAGUGUAAUGUGGUAGAAGUUGUGGCCCGGAACCAUGACCACCAGGAGAUUGCAGUGCCUGUGGCCAACCUCAAGUUGUCCUGCCAGCCCAUGCUCAGCCUAGAUGACUUCCAGCUCCAACCACUUGUAACAUUCCGCCUGAAGUCAGGCUCUGGUCCUGUGCGGAUCACUGGGCGGCAUCAGAUUGUUACUAUAAGCAAUGAUAUUUCCGAGGAAGAGGAGAGUGAAGAGGAGGCUGAGUUGUGUCCCAUCCUUCCUGCCAAAAAGCACAGGGGCAAGCCCUAGCACUCCUUGGUCAGCCAGCUGCCUGCUACCUGCGCCAUGCACCAUGUUCCUGGACAAGUUUCAAGAAUUUUAAAGUGUUUCUUCUUCACUUGAAGAGAGUUUGGGGUGGGGUUUGGUUUGAGGGACUUGAGCCUGAGCUAGGAAAGGGGCCUGUUCUCCAUAGGGACCUGGUAUUCUGGUUGUGUGCCAUGCCAGGGGCUUCCCUUUUCUCUAGGGGUGGGAGGAAUUCUGAACUUUUAUCCUGAUCAUCCCUCCCUUCCCACCUGCCUAUGAGAAUUGGAGGUUAGUGUCUGGAGGUCAGAACUACAUGUUUUUAACACUUUUUACAUAUUUGGAUGAAGGUUGAAAUAAAGUGCUGUGAAAUUUUU